AUGCAAUGUAAACAAUCACUGCUUGAUUGGAGAAACAAGAUCUGUGUGAAAUCCCCAGAAUACAAGAUAUCUGUGAAAUCCCCAGGAUACAAGAUCUGUGUGAAAUCCCCAGGAUACAAGAUUUGUGUGAAAUCCCCAGGAAACAAGAUUUGUGUUAAAUCCCCAGGAUGCAAGAUCUGUGUGAAAUUCCAAGGAUACAAGAUCUGUGUGAAAUCCCCAGGAUACAAGAUCUGUGUGAAAUCCCCAGAAUACAAGAUCUGUGUGAAAUCCCCAGGAUGCAAGAUUUGUGUUAAAUCCCCAGGAUGCAAGAUUUGUGUUAAAUCCCCAGGAUACAAGAUCUGUGUGAAAUCCCCAGAAUACAAGAUCUGUGUGAAAUCCCCAGGAUGCAAGAUUUGUGUUAAAUCCCCAGGAUGCAAGAUCUGUGUGAAAUUCCAAGGAUACAAGAUCUGUGUGAAAUCCCCAGGAAACAAGAUUUGUGUUAAAUCCCCAGAAUACAAGAUAUCUGUGAAAUCCCCAGAAUACAAGAUCUGUGUGAAAUCCCCAGGAUACAAGAUCUGUGUGAAAUCCCCAGGAAACAAGAUCUGUGUGAAAUCCCCAGGAAACAAGAUCUGUGUGAAAUCCCCAGGAUACAAGAUCUGUGUGAAAUCCCCAGGAAACAAGAUUUGUAUCUGUGUGAAAUCCCCAGGAUACAAGAUUUGUGUGAAAUCCCCAGGAUACAAGAUCUGUGUGAAAUCCCCAGGAAACAAGAUUUGUGUAAAAUCCCCAGGAUACAAGAUCUGUGUGAAAUCUCCAGGAAACAAGAUCUGUGUGAAAUCCCCAGGAUACAAGAUCUGUGUGAAAUCCCCAGGAAACAAGAUUUGUGUAAAAUCCCCAGGAUACAAGAUCUGUGUGAAAUCUCCAGGAAACAAGAUCUGUGUGAAAUCCCCAGAAUACAAGAUAUCUGUGAAAUCCCCAGGAUACAAGAUCUGUGUGAAAUCCCCAGGAUACAAGAUCUGUGUGAAAUCCCCAGGAAACAAGAUUUGUGUUAAAUCCCCAGGAUGCAAGAUCUGUGUGAAAUUCCAAGGAUACAAGAUCUGUGUGAAAUCCCCAGGAUACAAGAUCUGUGUGAAAUCCCCAGAAUACAAGAUCUGUGUGAAAUCCCCAGGAUGCAAGAUUUGUGUUAAAUCCCCAGGAUGCAAGAUUUGUGUUAAAUCCCCAGGAUACAAGAUCUGUGUGAAAUCCCCAGAAUACAAGAUCUGUGUGAAAUCCCCAGGAUGCAAGAUUUGUGUUAAAUCCCCAGGAUGCAAGAUCUGUGUGAAAUUCCAAGGAUACAAGAUCUGUGUGAAAUCCCCAGGAAACAAGAUUUGUGUUAAAUCCCCAGAAUACAAGAUAUCUGUGAAAUCCCCAGAAUACAAGAUCUGUGUGAAAUCCCCAGGAUACAAGAUCUGUGUGAAAUCCCCAGGAUACAAGAUCUGUGUGAAAUCCCCAGAAUACAAGAUCUGUGUGAAAUCCCCAGGAUACAAGAUUUGUGUAAAACCUCCAGGAUACAAGAUCUGUGUGAAAUCCCCAGGAAACAAGAUCUGUGUGAAAUCCCCAGGAUACAAGAUCUGUGUGAAAUCCCCAGGAAACAAGAUUUGUGUAAAAUCCCCAGGAUACAAGAUCUGUGUGAAAUCUCCAGGAAACAAGAUUUUUGUUAAAUCCCCAGGAUACAAGAUCUGUGUGAAAUCGCCAGGAAACAAGAUCUGUGUGAAAUCCCCAGAAUACAAGAUCUAUGUAUAA
Messenger RNA from Pecten maximus, 1758 nucleotides. Its product is annotated as fibrillin-2-like. The record is from RefSeq and is a predicted model, not a curated record. The transcript has 3 exons. Bases 1 to 1758 code for a protein of 585 amino acids. NCBI's taxonomy places the organism in Eukaryota, Metazoa, Mollusca, Bivalvia, Pectinida, Pectinidae.